GCCGAGAACACGCUGCUUACGCUUCUCGGAAAGGACACGGACUCGCUCAUCAGCUACCGAGGCGGGCCAACCAAGGAGCUGGGGGCGUACGCCCACCGGUGGCUCAAGCUGGUGGGCGAGGAGUUCCCCGACCAGGUCACCGAGGGUCUGCUCAAGCGGCCGCGCGGCAUCGAGUGCACCAUCUCCGUCCUCGGACCUGUCAAGGACUCGUCCCGCGGCGCGCAGUGGCUCACGGUCAAGAUCAAGGAGAACAAGUCGGAGGAUGAAGAGGCGGCGCCCGACCCGACGGCGAUGCACAUGCUCUGGCUCUCCGCCGAAUUCGGCGUCGUGCAGAAGCAGCUCUCGCGCCUCAACCCAGGGCAGCGCGCUGCUCUGUGCGGGCUCGACGGCGCCGUGACGGUGGUGCAGGGUCCGCCCGGCACGGGCAAGUCGUCUUUCAUCACCGCCGCCUGCCUGUCUCGCGUCCCGGCCGGGUCUCGCAUCCUCGCGUGCACCGCCACAAACAAAGCCAUCGACUCGCUCGUGGCGAAGCUCGAGGCUGCCGGUCUGACUCAGAUGUUGUGCGUUGGCUCGCGCCGGGCGAUGGGGGAGGCGUCCUGCCGCUACCUCAUGAGCAGUGUGCUUGCGCGCGACGGCUUCGUCGCCGCCGCAGAGACGGCGAUCGAGCAACACUCCGCCAACGUGCGUCGGAUCGAGGCGGAGUUGCGCGAGCUGCCUGUCCCAGAUGCCGCACUGCUCAAAGCGGGGGGAGGCAAGAGCGGAGGCGGCGGCGGCGGCGGCGGAGGCGGCCGCGGCGGGAGGCGCGGCAAGGCCAAGGGCCGCGGCGGGGAAGCGGGCGGCGGUGGCGGGGAAGCGGCGCCCAACGGCGGCGGCGGCGAGGGCGACGGGAGCGACGGCGGCGACUCGGGCGGCGAUUGCGGCGGCCGCGAUGAUGAUGGUGUCUCCGCCGCCACCACCGCCGCCGCCGCUACCAGUGCCGACGCGAAGAAGUUGGAGGCGCGGCGCGCGGAGGUGAAGAAGCGGCUCAAGGCGGAGCAGGAGAGCGUGCGGCGGCACACGCAGACGAUGGGCGAGCGCAAGGGGAGCACGCGGCGCCAGGUGUGGAAGGAGGUCCGGCUGGUUGCUUGCACAGCGUCGGCGGCGCUGCAGGCGGCGGCGAUGCUCGAGCCAGACGCCGUCGGCUGCUUGCUGCACGGCGCGCGCGCGGCGCUGCUGGUGGGCGACCAGCUGCAGCUGCCUCCGUUCUCAAAGUGGAAGGACGCGGACACCGCGCGGUACACGGCUCGGCUCGCCGCCGCCCGCAACCCGGCCGCCUCCCCCUCCCUCGGCCGCGGGAAGGGGGCCUCGCCGCUGCUGGGCAAGGGCGGCAAGGGCGCCGGCCGCGGCGUUGGCCGCGGCGCCGCUGCCGCACCAGGCGUCCCUGGCGCGGUUGCGGGCGAGCCUUACCCCGGCCAAAAGACAUUUAUGCUCACGGAGCAGUACCGGAUGCACCCCGCCAUCAACAAGAUUGUCUCUUCCACCUUCUACUUCAACAAGCUCAUGACGGCCCCGUCGACGGCGCGCGCGCGGCAGCACCCUCUCCCCGCCUGCUUCGUCAACGUGACGGGCGGGCACGAGGAGUUCCAAGAGCGCUCCUGCUUCAACAAGAAGGAGGCGGAGGAGGUCGUCUCGCUCGCGCUGCACUGCGUCGAGUACCUCGGAUUCUCCCAGGAGCGCAUCAACGUCCUGUCUUUCUACAACGCGCAGCGCGACAUCCUCGAGCGCAUGCUGGCGCGCGCGCAGCUGGAGGACGUAGCCGUCCUGUCCGUCGACUCGAUGCAAGGGCGCGAGGCGGACGUCAUCAUCCUUAGCUGCGUCCGAGCGGACGUCGCUGGCGGGCUCGGCUUCGUCGCCGACGCGCGGCGUGUGAACGUGGCGCUGUCCCGCGCGCGCGAGUCGUUGGUCGUCUGCGGCUCGUCGGUCUGCCUCGAGGUUGAGCGCAUCUGGCGGCGGUCGGCCCUCAAGGGGAUGCAAAAGUUCGCGUCGGCGCGGGCGUGCCAGGACGGCUUCGAGGCCAACCUCCCGCCAAACUGGGCGAUGCCGCGGCUGCUCUCGCCGGCGCCGAAGCCUGGCGGAGCGCCCCUCGGCCUGGAGCCGAGUCUCGCGGAGCGCUCCUCGGGCGCCGACGGCGACUUUGACGAGCCCGAGCCCGAGGCGGAGCCGGGCGCGGAGCGGUUCGAGCAGCGCGACUCGGGCGUGCCCGACGCGUGGGACGCGAGCUCUGAUGACGACGCGCCGGCCGAGGAGGAGAAGCCACCGGCGGCGAUGGAGGGGACGGUCUCCCUCAGCCCUUCCCUCUGAGCGCGCGCCUUUGGGGAGGGAGGGAGGUCGGAUGGUUCGCGCUGCGGGUCGCGGCGGAACAGACAGUCAGCGGCGGUUGGAUGCGUGCACGGCCCUUGAUUAUUUCAAGGAAGUACAUGAUCUCUGGCAUAUUCAGCAGCGCGGGACGGGGAGGGAGGGGGGUGGAUCCGUAAAUCCGUAA
Messenger RNA from Emiliania huxleyi CCMP1516, 2521 nucleotides. RefSeq lists its product as hypothetical. Gene Ontology annotation, molecular function: helicase activity. The coding region runs from base 292 to 2340 and encodes 682 amino acids. Lineage: Eukaryota; Haptophyta; Isochrysidales; Noelaerhabdaceae. The transcript has 9 exons. The record is from RefSeq and is a predicted model, not a curated record.